AUGGCAGGAGGAAUUAUUACAUCAGCUUCAGGGGGAACCCAUUUUGAGGCCAAGAUUACAUUUGCUGUCAUAAUUUCUUGCAUAAUGGCCGCCACCGGGGGCCUUAUGUUUGGUUAUGACAUUGGAAUUUCAGGUGGGGUGACAUCAAUGCCUAGAUUUCUGCAAGAUUUUUUUCCAGAGGUAUAUGUAAAGACAAAAGAUACGAGAAGAAAAGAAAGUAAUUAUUGCAAGUACGACAACCAAAAUCUACAAUUGUUCACAUCGUCGUUGUACCUUGCAGCAUUGGUAGCAACCAUAGUUGCAUCUCCGGUGAACAGAACGCUAGGUCGGAAGCAGACAAUGUUGGCUGCUGGAUUUUUCUUCGUUGUUGGAACGGGGUUUAGUUCUCUAGCAAGGAGCCUCUUCAUCCUCAUCAUUGGCAGGGUCUUACUCGGCUGUGGCGUUGGUUUCGCCAACCAAGCCGUCCCAUUGUUUCUUUCAGAGAUCGCUCCCACCAGAAUUCGUGGGGCUCUUAACAUCUUGUUCCAGCUUAACAUCACCAUUGGCAUUCUUCUUGCCAACUUGGUUAACUGGUUCACUUCCAAGAUGCAAGGUGGAAAUGGGUGGAGGGUAUCACUGGGAUUUGGGGGCAUUCCAGCAAUUUUGUUAACAAUAGGGUCAAUUAUAGUAGAAGACACACCUAACAGUCUCGUUGAGAGGGGUUUUGAGGAAUAUGCAAAAGUUGUGCUCAAGAAGAUUCGAGGCGUUGACAAUGUUGACCCUGAGUUUGAAGAGAUUCUCAAUGCCAGCAAAGCCGCCAGAGAAGCCAAGGGCCGCCGUUCCGCUCCCUUCGGCGGCCUUCUCGUGCGCCACAACCGUCCUCCGUUCAUAAUCGCCAUCUUCAUGCAGGUGUUCCAGCAAUUCACCGGAAUUAACGCCAUCAUGUUCUACGCACCGGUGCUUUUCAGCACGUUAGGGUUCCACAGCGACGCGUCUCUCUACUCAGCGGUGAUCACAGGAGCCGUGAACGUGGUUUCCACCUUGGUUUCUGUAUACUUCGUGGACAAAUUAGGGCGGCGCGUGCUGCUAUUGGAGGCCGGAGUUCAGAUGUUUGUGUCGCAAAUGGUGAUCGGAGCGGUUCUCAUGAAGAAGGUCCAGGAUUACUCCGAUGACUUGGGAAAGGGGUAUGCGUUUUUGGUGGUGGUUAUGGUUUGCAUGUUCGUGUCAUCUUUUGCGUGGUCGUGGGGCCCACUCGGGUGGUUAAUUCCCAGUGAGACUUUUCCGUUGGAGACUCGAUCGGCGGGAGCGAGUGUAACCGUUUUCGUGAACAUGCUUUUCACGUUUCUCAUUGCUCAGUCUUUCUUGUCCAUGCUGUGCCGAAUGAAGUUCGCUAUUUUCUGGUUCUUCUCUGCUUGGGUGCUUCUUAUGUCUUUGUUCACCAUUUUUCUCAUUCCGGAGACCAAGAAUGUCCCCAUUGAAGAGAUGCAAGAACGAGUCUGGAAACGCCAUUGGUUUUGGAAGAGGUUUAUGGAUCGGAUUGAGGAUUGA
Molecule: messenger RNA, 1527 nt
Organism: Arachis duranensis
Lineage: Eukaryota; Viridiplantae; Streptophyta; Magnoliopsida; Fabales; Fabaceae
Product: sugar transport protein 13-like
Exons: 3
Coding region: 1-1527 (508 amino acids)
Biological process (GO): monosaccharide transmembrane transport
Cellular component (GO): membrane
Molecular function (GO): monosaccharide transmembrane transporter activity
Source: RefSeq, a predicted model, not a curated record